Molecule: messenger RNA, 276 nt
Organism: Paramecium pentaurelia
Lineage: Eukaryota; Ciliophora; Oligohymenophorea; Peniculida; Parameciidae
Source: the annotation of a GenBank genome assembly
AUGGGAAAUUUGUAAAAUAAAUAUGAUGUUUUACCAUUAUAAUAUAUGUAAAUGAUUUUAUAAGAAGAGGAAAUUUAUGAAUGCUUUAGUGGUGGUGGACUAUAUGACUAAAAAUGUAAUGGAAUGAAAAUUGGGAAGAGGAUUGAAUUGGAUAAAGGAUUUUAUAAUGGGAAAUAAAUAACUCAUAUUGGUGAGUAUAAAACUGGUAAAAAAUUUGAUAUAUGGGAUAUUUGGUGUAUUAAGUAGUAUAUUCAUUUGAGGGGGAGGAUCAUAUGA